AUGGAAAAUCAAAAGCUCGAGGUAGGAAGCACUGCCGAGGUUAAAGUAGACCAGAAGGACAACGCUGUCAUUGUCGUUUCUUUAAAUUAUCAUGGCGAUACUUACCGUGGAGUAUUAAUUAAUACAACCAGCACAAUACAAGCUGUUACCAGCAGGAUUUCGGUCCCUGCUUUAUCCAAGAGACCUAAACCAUUUCUUUGUAAUACUGGUCAUGGAUUAUGGUCUAAUAGCCAAUUGGGCGAAAUAUUACAACCUAAUGACGUUACCUGUUCUACUGCUUUAAACGUUCAUAAAGUUGAUAAUGUGUCGAGCAAUAUUGAAAUUGAAAUACUUAAUGUUGCCUUAUUAGGAUUAACUGAGAAUACUACAAAGGCACUCAAUGAAGUAAAAGAGACGAUAUCUAGCAGUCAUAGCAAACAGGCGAUAGCUGAUAGCACUAAAGACGAACAAAUCACUUCACAGCAAAAUGCUAAUUUGACUUAUAGCAUCCAGGAAAAUAGUUUCAAUACGCGGCAAAAUAUAUCCCAAGUUAAUGGCCAAUCUGAGAGCUUGUUAGUUAACGAUCACUCUUCAAAAGAUAUGCAGUGUACUAAUAAACGUAUGCUAUAUGAAACUAACAGAGCGAGCAAUAUCACUAAUCAUGAUGACAAUGAUAAUGAAGUAUCCUGUCAUAGCGGUGGUAGUAACAGCACCAAUUCAACUAGCAAUAGGAGAAAAAUGGCUAACAUUAAUAAUAGGUAUUGUCAGGGAUAUCAUGAAAUUCAUAGCCAAAAUAAUGGACUGUCAUCAAAAAGAAGGCGCCGAAGCCCGAAAUUUACAUCUACUUAUUAUUUAGCAUCAUCAAAGAAAUCUGCUUCUAUAGGCAAUAGCACAAUGACUAAUAGUAAGAUGCCCGGACAUACUGUCGAUGAUAUAUGUAACAAGUUACAUGCUGUGGCCCAUUCGAAAAGAAAAAACGGUAGUGAUAAUCGAUGCGGAACAGAAAAGAAAGUUAAGGGAAUGAAAAUUAUAAAUAGUGAUAAUAGUAAGACUACAGUAAAAUAUGAUCCGAGUUGUCGCACUUUUCAAGUUGGUGAUAUCGUUUGGGGUAAAGUACAGGGGCAUCCAUGGUGGCCAGGCCGGAUUGUAUCACUCGAUGCAACGGUUGAAGAACAACAUUUGUAUCCGUGUAAAGCUGUUGUUGCUUGGUAUAAUUCCAAUACUUGCUCAAUUAUAUCAGCAAGAAGAUUGUACGAUUUCGAUGAAAGUUAUGACUUACGGCACAUGCCUAAACGGCGUGGUGCUUAUCAGAAAGCUGUCGAAGAUGCCUUACUUGCUAGUCGGCAACAACAAUCAUUUAAUGUAGUAGCUAACUGA
This is a messenger RNA of Trichoplax adhaerens, 1356 nucleotides long. RefSeq lists its product as uncharacterized. The transcript is spliced from 3 exons. The coding region runs from base 1 to 1356 and encodes 451 amino acids. Gene Ontology annotation, cellular component: chromocenter; nucleus. Gene Ontology annotation, molecular function: chromatin binding. NCBI's taxonomy places the organism in Eukaryota, Metazoa, Placozoa, Uniplacotomia, Trichoplacea, Trichoplacidae. The record is from RefSeq and is a predicted model, not a curated record.